UCUUGCCAUCGCUACUAGUAGAAAGUCACUGAAUGAGUAGGAGGGUUUUUACACUCUGUCGUUAUGGUUGAAUGAUGAGGGAGAAGAGCUGAUCCCUAAGGUGAACAAUGGCACUGAUGACCUGUCCAGUUGUAAUUGAAGGCUCCUUUCUGGAGGGCUGGAAAAAGAUUGACUCUGGUGGUUUUGGUCAAAUCUACAAAGCCAGGCAUCAUAAAUGGUGUUGUGAUGUGGCUAUAAAACUUCUACACGUUGAUGAUGUGACCGGUUCGUCUUUGUUGCAUGAAGUCGACAUGAUGCGCCAAGGAAGCAACCCGCAUGUUAUUCAUGUGUUCGGGGUGUUCAGGGGUCAGCUGCCUUUCUGCACAUCUACACCAAAGCUUGGACUAGUCAUGGAGUUCAUGGAGAGAGGGUCACUGGCCUCCUUACAGAAAACCUUACAAGGACCCUCGCCCUGGCCCCUGACUUUCAGGCUGACUCAUCAGGUGGCUCUGGGCAUAAACUUCCUCCACAACCUGUCCCCUGCCAUACUGCACCUGGAUCUGAAACCCAACAAUGUUUUAUUGGACUCCGCUCUAAAUGUGAAGCUAACUGAUUUUGGCCUUGCCAAGUUUUACCACACUGUGAGACGGAUUUCCAAGGAAAGCAACGAUGAAGGGGGAACUCUCAGCUAUAUGCCUCCAGAAGCCUUUAGCGUAUCAUAUCAUCCUACACUGGCCUCUGAUAUCUACAGCUAUGGUAUAGUGCUUUGGUCCAUUGUCACAGGAAGACAACCAUAUCCAUAUGCAAUGUCCAGCAUAGUGAGACUUCGCAUCCCACAAGGAGACCGUCCACCUAUGGACGAGAUCAGAUCUCAGGCUGCAGGGAUUGCAGGUCUGACAAGGUUGGUGGAGCUCAUGGAAAGAUGCUGGGAGACAAAACCCUCACAAAGGCCCUCCUCCUUUGACUGCACUGCUGUGACGGAAGAAUUGUAUAAGAUGCACAAACAUGCAAUUCGUAAUGCUGUUGACAAAGUGCUGGAGACACUGGACCAAAAAGAAGAAGAAGAAAGAUUAGCCCAGGAGGCUCAGACGGUUUAUAUUUCUCAGACCUCAGCGAGUGCCAGACUUGGAGCAGUGAAUCAUCAUUGUUGUGAUAAUGUGCCAACAGGAGGCCCACCGAUCCAGGAAAUGGCUGGUGAUUGGACCGCAAAUCAAAGAGACAAAGCAAGAGUUACAAAUUCAUCUUCCCCUCGAAGUAUGUGUCAUGGUGAACAGGCCAGGAUGAGAGAAAAUAUGAUGAAAACAUCAUCUGUUCAUCCCAUUCAGCCAUCACUGCCGCCUCUUGGGAAAAGGAGGAUCCCUCAAGACAGAGGUGCACAAAGUGCCCAGCUGACUUUUGAUAGACGCCAGUUAUCACAGUACCAGCGUCAGUAUUCAACCCCCGACACCGCUAGCCAUCGGCCUAGAGUCUGCAUCAACCUCAGCAACGUAACAGGACUUCAGAAUGGAGACAAUAACACCAUGCACAUCUACGCUACAGACCCCUUUGAAAGGAGGCGGCACCCAACGGCACCAUCUAACAUUAACCAUUAAGGAGGGAGGAAGACGGGAAGUGUUAACUGAGUCAUUAAGUUCUCUAAAUUUAACAUUUUAACAGUUUUCUGUUUAGCUUGUCCUGUCAGGAAGGUAGUAUGUAGAAGCUAAGGGCUUGGCUGGGUUGUUUGUCUUUAUCUUUUUUUUAGUUUGUUGCUUUUUAGAUCUGGGCAGGAUUCAGAUUUUUGUGUGAAGUGACUGGAUUUUUUUAACCGUCUUUAUUUAUUCUGCUUGUUUUGUUUAAUAUUCUAUCCCCCGUGACCAAAACCUCACACUUCUCCUUUGCCUUGUCAGAAGAUUAAAUCCCAGCCAAGUCCAAUCAUAUGUUUUUGCUUUUUCACAGUCGCAGUGCCAGCUCACCAGCUUGUGCCAAAACUAUUAAUCACAACAGGUACAUUUUUUUUUAAUUUUGUUAAAUAACGGUUCACUGGAAUAUUUUUUUGUUUGUUUUACCUAAAUGCACUUAUGAAGAGUGCUAGAAACUCUUCAAUAAUAUAAUGAAAUAUGGGUGGGCUGGGUCAUAUGCUCUGAAAUAUUCCAAAUAUAUAUUGUGUUUUUCAUGCUACUAUGAUACUACUUUAUGAUACUGUGAGUAUCACAUGUUCAGACCCCCAACAACUUUGUAAAGCAAAUCUUUUGUACAUUUUAUAUAGAGGGUGAAUUAGAGUGACAUUUUUUUUAUUAUUAUUUUUUUAAAAGGUUGUAUUUUAAAGGGUGUAUUAAAUGGCUUGUUGGACUGGAAUAUUUCACCCAGUAGAAGCGUGGCAUAGCUUCAGUUAAGUAUUGGGAAAAAUGUAUGUGAAGUAUUUUUCAUUGUAUUGUUUCGGAUGAAAUAUUCCGUCUUAAAUGAUAUGUCUGGUGCUACUCGACAAAAUGUGUUCGUCCAACUCUGACUGACUCAAGUCCAUUGUUCCUGUAUAAACCUUUAAAAACAGAUUUGUACAAAGAAAGAAGUUUUGUACAGUGGCUGUUAACUAUUUACAACCUCAGAAAGACUGAUCAUUUAACUCUGAAGGUACUUAAAUAAAGAGGCAUCAUUGAGAACUGGUGAUUGUCAUAAUACAGUU
Molecule: messenger RNA, 2638 nt
Organism: Mugil cephalus (flathead mullet)
Lineage: Eukaryota; Metazoa; Chordata; Actinopteri; Mugiliformes; Mugilidae
Gene: ripk3
Product: receptor-interacting serine-threonine kinase 3
Exons: 13
Coding region: 108-1571 (487 amino acids)
Biological process (GO): protein phosphorylation
Molecular function (GO): JUN kinase kinase kinase activity; ATP binding
Source: RefSeq, a predicted model, not a curated record